AUGGAUUCAAACAUUACAAAUGAAAUCAAUAUAUUACUGUUGGGUGAGACAGGUGUGGGAAAGACUACAUUCAUCAACGCUUUUGCCAAUUAUUUGAACAAUGAUUCACUGGAACAGGCAGUCAAUAGUAAGCUCCUGUGUCUUAUACCGACUCAGUUUGUUGUCACUGAUGUCGACUAUCAGGUUAGACAGGUAUCAUUUGGCGGCGACAACAAUGAAAACUUUGAUAGUCCAGGACAGUCAACCACACAGCAGUGUCGAGCGUAUUGUUUUACAUAUGACGAUAAAAAUACCGACCACAAGAUACUGGUGCGACUCAUAGACACACCCGGUGUGGGCGAUACGCGCGGCACUGAUCAGGAUAAACAUAAUUUGGAUCACGUCCUGCAGUUUAUCAGUCAGUAUGAAGUAUUGCAUCUGAUCUGUAUACUUAUGAAACCCGACGAAAAACGACUGACCAAUUCGUUUGAGUAUUGCCUGAAACAGUUGCUCAGUUACCUCGAUAAGGAUGCUACCAAUAACAUGGUGUUUGUGUUUACUAACACACGACCAACCUUUUACAAACCAAGAAAUACACCGGCGCUACUCAAACAAGUGUUGGAUCAGUUGGAGAAACAGACAUCCGGUGCCAGGAUAUUGUUGGACAGACAUACCAUGUAUUGUGUGGAUAAUGAUUCGUUUCAGUAUUUGAUAGCCGUUAAAAAUGGUAUCAAUUUUGAAGCCGAUUGGUUGGCCAACUAUGAGCUCAGUUGGCAGCGUUCAGUGGACGAGUGUAAACGUCUACUAAACUAUGUGACGGUUGGCCAGUCACGCAAACCUUUGCAACCGCAUCGCAUUCAAAACACAGUGUCCAUCAACGAAACACGACGUCUGAUACUGGCGCUCAGCAAACCAUUGCUGAACAUUACCGAAGAUAUUGUCAACUAUUUGGCCGAAUUGGACCAAUUGAAAGCAGACAUAACCGAAUGUCAGGACGAUAUCGACAAUAUAUUGACAAAUUUGCGUCAUUUGGAUCUACAAAAGUCCAGUUUCUGGAGCCGAUUGUUUAAAGGAAAAAACAAUACCGUACGGGAACGGGAGGAAUUGGUAAAACUGUUGUCCAAUAAGACUGACGGUAAGAAAAGUAAAGAAUCAUCGUUGGUCUACAUCGACAACUUAAUACAAAUGCUUCGCCAGGAAGAGGACACUAUUAUGCGAUCGAUGGCCAAGUUUGCACUGUUUCUCAAACGAAACGCCAUCACAGUGUGGAACGACUCGUGCGAUGAGCAUAUCCGCAAACAGCGGACAAUUAUCAAAACGUCUAACAAGUCGACGGAAACUAUUAGAGACGAACUGAAAAAAUGGACAGCCAUUCGGGAAAGGUAUAGCUUUGAACAGUCUGUACUGGAAAAGGCUACCGCUAUGGGCGAGAAUGAAGGCAUCGAUAUAUCGGUCGAACACGUGGCCAAACUGAUACCUGUGCUCUACGAACUGAAAUAUACUGGCGAUGAAAUACGUGAACAACAUCGCCAGUGUAUGGCACACAAUGAUCAGCAGAUUAAGUAUGAAUUGGUUCAAGUGAUUGAGCCAAAUGAGUCCAGAUAA
Molecule: messenger RNA, 1584 nt
Organism: Oppia nitens
Lineage: Eukaryota; Metazoa; Arthropoda; Arachnida; Sarcoptiformes; Oppiidae
Exons: 2
Coding region: 1-1584 (527 amino acids)
Source: RefSeq, a predicted model, not a curated record